Molecule: messenger RNA, 1301 nt
Organism: Mangifera indica (mango)
Lineage: Eukaryota; Viridiplantae; Streptophyta; Magnoliopsida; Sapindales; Anacardiaceae
Product: protein RGF1 INDUCIBLE TRANSCRIPTION FACTOR 1-like
Exons: 4
Coding region: 297-1052 (251 amino acids)
Molecular function (GO): zinc ion binding
Source: RefSeq, a predicted model, not a curated record
UACAUUACACAGUCAUUGUCCUGUGUCCUCUCCCUCUCUCUCUUCAACCUGGUCUUUCUCUACAGAAACGACAAGAAUUCUGUCAAACCCAUCCACCGGAUAAAUUUGGUAGAAUUGCACAAUAUAUGUAUGUAUAUAUAAAAUCUUUCUCCAUAUAUACACUUAGAGAACUCUUGUUCUCCCAGUAGGAUUUUCAAAAUCACCUGGGUUUAGGCUAGAGCUUGUGGUUGUAAAUUUAUCAGAAAAACCUGAGAAAUUAAAAGGGCUAUCUCUUUGGCUCCAGAAACCUGCAUUAAAUGGGAGGAGAGGAGUACUCAGACUGUCAUGGGGGCGGUGGUGGGAUGAAUAAGCCUGCAUGGCUUCAAGGUCUGAUGGCCGAGACUUUCUUUGGAGGUUGUGGUUUCCAUGAAAACCACAGGAAGAAUGAGAAGAACGUGUUUUGCCUUGUUUGUUGUCUCAGUAUUUGCCCCCACUGCCUCCCGUCUCAUUCCUCUCAUCCUCUCCUUCAGGUGCGACGUUAUGUUUACCACGAUGUUGUUCGACUAGGUGAUCUCGAAAAGCUCAUUGAUUGCUCCUAUAUUCAGCCCUACACAAUUAACCAUGCCAAGGUUAUAUUCCUGAAGCAGAGGGCUCAAUCCAGGUCCUGUAAGGGCUCUGCCAAUAUGUGCUUCACUUGUGAGAGGAUUCUCCAGGACUCUUUCCAUUUCUGCUCUCUUUCUUGCAAGGUUGAUCACAUGGUGUACCAUGGACAAGAUCUUUCAAGCAUUCUCUUCAGGAUUCGCGAAUCUGAUUUUGCAAUUUCACAAUUCGAGGGAUUGAGAGUUGAUGGUUCAGAAAUUAUCGACGAUGAUAGUCAAAUUACUACAAACUCCAUCCUUGAGGAUCAAUUGCAGUACAAAAAUUCGUCGUGUUCCAAUGACAACAUGGGCAGUUCGGAGAUUUCACAUGCACCGGUUAUGGUUAAAAAGAAGAAAAAGGGUUUUCUACCUGGAAUCGUUCUCUCCCUUAGCAACAGGAGAAAGGGGGCUCCUCAGAGGGCUCCUCUUUCUUAGAUCGGAUUAACAAUAAAAUUAUCUAUCAGUAUAUAUUCUUCACAUUUAAUAUUUUGCGUGAACGGGGAUUUCAUGUUCUGUUCUUAUUUUCACCUUUAGAACUUGAUCGGAGCAUUUCCAAUUACUGACCUUAGGUGAAUUUAGAGGGUCUAGAGCUCCAAAUUGUUAUCUAAGUCUCUUGAUUUCACCAAUUUUGUACUUGAUCAUGUAAUGGAACUUGCAGGUAUAUAUAUAAUAAUUUUAAUAUUU